UAUUAUAAUUUGAUUUCACAAACAUUAGUCAACAACAAAGAAAAUCCCUUUCCUUUAUCUUUCCUUCAUCGAUCUGUCGUUAUCAUAAUCUUUAACCCUCACCAAAUAAAUCCAAAAACCAACAUUCUUUUCUUUUCCUCGCACACAAACCCACAUUUCAUCUUCCUCUUCAACAAUACCAUUCAAUUCAACUUGUCUCUUUUGGAUUCAUGGACGCUUCUCAAUGGAAACUGGAAGCUGUUAAUAAUAAUAAUAAUAAUAAUAAUAUUGAUCAAGUAGAAGAGAGGAAGGUAAGGCCACAAGAACAAGAACAAGAACAAGGUCAAGCUCAACCUGCAGGUGGUCCUCUCAACUGUCCAAGAUGCAAGUCAAGCAACACAAAGUUCUGCUACUACAACAACUACAGCUUAACACAGCCAAGAUACUUGUGUAAGGCUUGUCGAAGGUACUGGACUCAAGGUGGCUCCCUCAGAAAUGUCCCUGUUGGUGGUGGUUCAAGAAAGAACAAAAGAUCUUCUUCAUCAUCCAUCACCACUGAUCAAGAUACUCAACAUCUUAACUUGUCUUUCCAAGUCCAACAACCAGACUAUCAUCAUAACCAUAAUCAUAAUCAUGGUUUCUCUCAGUUUCUAAAGCUACCCAAGGUUGAAAAUAGUAGCAACCAACUAAUUAAUCCCUUCGGUUCAAAUUCAAAUCCAGUGUUCAAUGUCCAGGUGGAUGAGAUUAAUGGAGGGUUUCAAGAAAUAUUGUUACCAUUUGGAGUCAUGAUGAACCAACAACACCUUUCAUCAACAAGAACAAUAAGAGAGGGUGAUGCUCAAAACAUGGGUUCCACUGGAUACUGGACUUCAACUUUUCUCGGUGAUUAAUUAAUUGAACCAAAUUAUCUGCAAGUUUAAUUAGAUUGUUUCAUCUUUCUUUGCUAAUGCAUAUGAUAUUUGAAUGGUCAUCAUCACAUGGUUGUAUGGUCAAUCUACUUAAUUACAAGAUUUUGUAACUUAAUUGUACUUUACUAAUUACGUCUAAAUGAUCAGCACUGCACUGCACUGCACUGCAGCAUAAGUUGUGUUGUGUUGUGUUGUGUAUCUUUAAUUACAUUUUCUUGGGGAUGGGAAAUCUCUUCUUCAAUGUACAAUUAGCUAGCUAGCGUCCUAAGUUUUUACUUAUUGUGUGUUUGCCUUGUUUUUCUUUUUAUGUAUACAAGCAGUUUUUGUGUGUA
Molecule: messenger RNA, 1219 nt
Organism: Lactuca sativa (garden lettuce)
Lineage: Eukaryota; Viridiplantae; Streptophyta; Magnoliopsida; Asterales; Asteraceae
Biological process (GO): regulation of DNA-templated transcription
Molecular function (GO): DNA-binding transcription factor activity; DNA binding
Source: RefSeq, a predicted model, not a curated record